Messenger RNA from Arabidopsis arenosa, 1692 nucleotides. NCBI's taxonomy places the organism in Eukaryota, Viridiplantae, Streptophyta, Magnoliopsida, Brassicales, Brassicaceae. The record is from the annotation of a GenBank genome assembly.
CGAGAAAGAGGAAAGAUCAAAUCAUCUAAAGUUCGUGGCUUGAUUCUGCAAUUCUCCAUUUUAAACCAACAAAAAAAGAAGCUAAAUCGACGUUAUCUAGAUUCUUCAAAGAAGCAAUCAUAACGCAAUUGAUUAUAUCCAAAAAGAAAAGUUUUUCUUAACUCUUGAUCUAUAACAAUGCAGACUCCAAAAUCAAGGCCAGGAUCGUUGGAGCUGCCACAGAAGAAAUCUCCUUUACCAGCUCCCAAAGUUGCUCGGAGACUCAAGCCAAGCGGAGCAGAAUCCGAUCCAAAAACCAAGACAAUAUCGAAAACUCAAAUCCCGAAAGUAGUAGCUGAUCGUCGUUCGCCAAGAAUUCCUCUUAAUGAGAUUCAGAAGAAGCGGACAGGAAGGGUACCGGAACUAGAAUCUCAGAUAUCGCAGCUUCAAAAAGAGCUUAAGAAGGCAAAAGAAGAGCUAAACAGAUCAGAAGCAUUAAAGAGGGAAGCUCAAGAGGAAGCUGAAGAUGCCAAACAUCAGUUAAUGGACAUCAAUGCCUCGGAAGAUUCAAGAAUUGAGGAGCUGCGUAAACUCUCGCAGGAGCGAGACAAAACAUGGCAAUCUGAACUUGAGGCUAUGCAGAGACAACAUGGAAUGGAUUCAGCUGCUUUGUCUUCUGCCAUUAACGAAGUUCAGAAACUGAAAUCAAAGCUCUUUGAGUCCGAGUCCGAGUUAGAGCAGUCCAAAUUUGAGGUAAGGUCUUUAGAGAAUCUUGUUAGACAGCUCGAGGAAGAAAGAGUAAACAGUAGAGACUCAACAGCAUCAAUGGAAGUGGAAGAGCUGAAAGAAGCAAUGAAUCUUGCAAGGCAAGAGAUAAUACAAUUGAAAUCUGCAGUUGAAGCAGCAGAGACAAGGUACCAAGAAGAGUAUAUACAGAGCACAUUGCAGAUAAGAAGCGCUUACGAACAAACAGAGGCGGUUAAAUCAAGAUAUUCACAGAGAGAGGCCGAGUUAACGGAAGAAUUGAAGAGAACCAAAGAUGAAAUCGAAUGUUUGCGCAAAGAGUUAAUGGAUAAGAAGAACGAAGACGAAUUUACGGGCGAUUUAAAGAAGCUUGAAUCGGAUUUGAUGGAAGUGAGAGGGAGUUUAAUGGAUAAGGAGAUGGAGUUGCAGAUUCUAAAGAGUGCAAUGGAGAAGAAAGUGGACACCGCAAACACGGAAGCCAUGGAAGCUGAGCUUAGAAGAGUGAAGGUUCAAUGUGAGCAAUGGAGGAAAGCUGCCGAGACAGCGGCUUCUAUACUGAACAAUGAUGAGGAAAGAACAGAUUCUAUUGAGACUAGCAAAAUGUUGAAGAAGUUUGGUGUGUUACUCAAGAAAAACCAUAAGUAAUAAUAAUAAUACUGAUUCUUUUUUACUUCAUUUAAUAAAAUUGAAAAAAUGGCAUUAUUGUUGUAUGUAAAUUUGUAAAAUUUCGAUUUGAUUUGUCUAAAUUUAUAAUUUUGUAAACGUUGCCACAUUUGUUGAUGAAAUUUGUAUUGUGAAGUGUUCAUUUGCAUUCAAGACUUGUUAUAAAACUGCUAGUGACCAUCUGGAUUAUAAUGGUGCUGUUGAGUGUGAGCAGCUAACAGCAAAUUUAGUUUGGUCCUGUGCAUUGAUUUUACAUGUAUAGAAGAGUGUAAAGUAAAAGUUUUGUAAUAGAAUUUGAAACUGUAA